Molecule: messenger RNA, 273 nt
Organism: Besnoitia besnoiti
Lineage: Eukaryota; Apicomplexa; Conoidasida; Eucoccidiorida; Sarcocystidae
Exons: 1
Coding region: 1-273 (90 amino acids)
Source: RefSeq, a predicted model, not a curated record
AUGGCGCCUACGGCCGCCACGGAGGCUCGCGAGUCAUUUUCAGAUGCGUGUGUCAAGAUUUCGAGUUCGAGGAAGGCUGGGCUGCGAGCCUCCCAAGCAGCCAAGGGAACGGCAGAUCGCACUGUAGCCAGGAAAGAUCGCAGGCAGCGGAGCGUUUUCGCUGAGCGGGAGGCACGUGUAAAGAGAGAGAACGUCAGGCCAUCGACUCGUGUAGAACUCAGAACGCUCGAGCGCAGGCGAAGAGCCAAGUCAGCCAGGCAGGAAUCUGUGUAG